This is a messenger RNA of Botrytis cinerea B05.10, 2463 nucleotides long. RefSeq lists its product as hypothetical. NCBI's taxonomy places the organism in Eukaryota, Fungi, Ascomycota, Leotiomycetes, Helotiales, Sclerotiniaceae. Gene Ontology annotation, biological process: NAD+ biosynthetic process. Gene Ontology annotation, cellular component: cytoplasm. Bases 563 to 2068 code for a protein of 501 amino acids. The transcript is spliced from 3 exons. Gene Ontology annotation, molecular function: kynureninase activity; pyridoxal phosphate binding. The record is from RefSeq and is a predicted model, not a curated record.
GAUUUCUCUUACCCCCAGGAAAUCAUACUCCAACGUCAACCUUACUCAAACUUCGUCUCCUUCAUCCAAUAGAACCUCCUUCUUCACCCAUCCGUCUCCUGACUUUGACAAACGCAUUUCCUCAUCCCUUAUUACUUGUCGUCAUCCGGAGUCUGGAUUGUAUGUUGGGAACUUAAUGGAAUCUCAUGACUAAGAGCUUGCAUUUUUCAUUACACAUCGGUCCAUGCCAUUACUUGGGUCCAGAGGUUCAAACAAGGUCAAUAAGACAAGAUUCCACCAUUGAGUCUCAUAAUUUCCCAGCUUCCCAAGGGCCGUGUUAGUUUCUCUUACCCCAGAUUGUGUCACCUGCCGCUAAAAAGACUCUUGAUUCAAUAAGCGCCGAUUCACCGUGUUUGAUAUUCUCCCUAAGCUCUCCACGCCACGCAAUUUGACUCCCAGAUUUCUUCAUAUACUACUCCACAGUGUUCUAUGCUACACCGCUAGGUUCACGCAACCCUUCAAUCGUUAAGUAAUAGUGCAUUUAACCCGCAUAUUCAAAUUACAUUACGUUUCUCUUUGUCUCAUGGCUUCCCCAGAGAUGCAUAUUGGUCAUGAACAGCAGGAUCAGCACGGACAACGAGAUCAGCACAUGAACAGCAGAGAAUAUGCUGUGUCCCAAGAUGCUCAGGAUCCUCUUCGUCAUAUCAGAAAUGAAUUCCUCAUUCCUUCUACGGCUGAUUUGCAAGCCAAAACUCUGUCAAGUUUAGAGUCUCGAAUCUCCUCUCCUGGCGAUCCCUGUGUUUACCUUUGCGGAAACUCACUUGGCCUACAGCCGCGUACUACCUCUACUCGUAUAGAACAAUAUUUCAAGACAUGGGCAACUCAAGGUGUAUUUGGCCAUUUUAAACCCCUUUCUGAUUCGCCUUUGCCAACAUGGCUACAUGUAGAUUCAAGUGCUUCGGAGAACAUUGCUCCUAUUGUUGGUGCGCAGCCUUCGGAGGUCAAUGUAAUGCAGACUUUGACUGCCAACUUACACCUUCUCAUGUCCGCGUUCUACAACCCUGAUAUCAAUGGCAGGCACAAAAUUAUAUUGGAAAGCAAGGCAUUUCCAUCAGAUCACUACGCCGUAGAGUCGCAGAUCCGGCAUCAUAACCUCUCACCUGCUACGUCGAUGAUUACCCUGGAGUCGCGUUCAAUUACCGAACCCACACUCUCCACAGAUUACAUACUCAAAACCAUUGAAACCCAUGCUAAAGAUACAGCAAUUUUGCUACUCCCCGGUGUUCAGUUCUAUACAGGCCAGUUAUUUGACAUACCCCUCAUCACACGUAGGGCUCGAGAUCUCGGCAUAUUUGUUAUUUGGGACCUCGCUCAUGCAGUUGGAAAUGUUCCACUUUACCUCCACGAUUGGGAUGUUGAUGCAGCUGCCUGGUGCACUUACAAAUAUUUAAACUCAGGACCGGGUUGCAUUGGUGGAAUGUUCAUCCAUGAAAGAAACACGCAAGUGUCUGCUUCGUCACAGAGCACAGAUGCGGGGGCAGGAUUUGUAAAUAGAUUAAGUGGCUGGUGGGGCAAUGACAAGAAUACGAGAUUCGCUAUGGAGAAUCACUUCGUGCCGAUAGCGGGCGCUGCGGGGUUUCAAUUGAGUAAUCCAAGUGUGCUGGACAUCACGAGUCUAAACGCAUCUCUGGAGAUAUUCAAGCUUGCUGGUGGAAUGGAAAUGUUGAGGGCGAAAUCCAUGGAGUUGACAGCUUAUCUGGAGGACUUGCUUUUGGACACAGCGAUUUACGAAAAGAGCAGGUUCUCGAUCAUUACACCUCGGCAUAGAGAGCAGAGGGGUGCUCAGCUAAGUCUCCAACUCGCUGAUGGAUUGUUGAAUGUAGUCAUGAAAGAGUUGGAGUUGAGGGGAGUGGUCGUAGAUGAAAGACAGCCGAAUGUGAUAAGGGUGGCGCCAGCCCCUCUGUACAAUAGCUUUGAGGAUGUAUGGAAGUUUGUGGAGGCAUUUAAAGAAGCAAUGGAUAUAGCUUGGAAGGCAAAACUUGGAGAAAUAUCUGCUGAGGGCACCCGGGAAUUAGAAUUGACCACCUGAAGAGAUAAGAUGACAUCGCAAUGGCAAUCAAGUCGAUCAAAAUCUUUACCUUCAUGUGUCAAGUGCACUUAGUAUAAGCUUCAAGUUACCUAAAGGUUCUUGUCCUACAUUAGGCAGUGGUGUGCGGUCCCGUUUUUGAUUUCCAUCCGACUUGACGAUCUAAUCUCGACCAUCUGAAUGUUGCUAAUAGUUCUGUCAAGUCUACUGACUUCGCAGCCACAGAUUUGAUGUUGUUCACUGGAUCAUUUCAAUGUGCAACAAGUACGGCGGACGGACUUUCAAUCGGACUUUAACCUCAAUUAUGCAGCUCUGAAUAAAGUCUAGCCAAAUCAACCCACAAUCAGACCAUUGCCUAUUUUUUUACGUCUGAUUCAUCAUAUUUAAGAUUUAUAUCA